AUGCCUGCUUCCAAAACAGACACCGCGAUGCGGUUCCCCGCUAGCGACACCCAAAAACGUCGCGCCUGGACUACCCAGGACAAGAAGGCCACAUCCAAAGAGCAGAGUGAGCUCAGCACUGGCAAGAGCAAGGCGGAAGACAGCUCGACUUGGUCUCCCGAACAGUUGUUAGCCUCCCACAUGGAUGUGUCUGGCAACCCUGUGCCUGACCCAGUUUCAUUUGGGGAUGGAGCCAAGGCGAAGAAGGCGCAGAGGCAGGGCAGCAUGACGGACGAGCCCGAUUUGUUCGAGGCCAUGAAUGCGGAGACGGCGGACUUUGAUUAG
Molecule: messenger RNA, 324 nt
Organism: Penicillium daleae
Lineage: Eukaryota; Fungi; Ascomycota; Eurotiomycetes; Eurotiales; Aspergillaceae
Exons: 1
Coding region: 1-324 (107 amino acids)
Source: RefSeq, a predicted model, not a curated record